UGAUUGGCCGCCCUCAUCUCUGCGCCUGCCUUAUUACCGCCUCUGCGCUCCAAUUUGCCCACAUGAACAUGAGGAUUCGGUCACCGUGACGCGCGGACCAACAGCACGUCUUCCCACGGUUCCCGUCACAGUCCACAGCUCGCUUCCCCGGUACCGGGUGGACCUGCAUGGCCCCAUCGACCGCCAUGUCAGCUCUGACUGCUGCUCUGAAGUCUGAGGAGCUCCCCGCGCGCGCGGCGGGGGUGAACAUGCAGACCAGCCUGAGCGCCGCGGAGGACUCCGGGAAGCCCAAAGUCGCCAUCCUGCCGUUCAGCGUGGAGGCGCUGAUGGCUGACAGGAAGCCCAGCAGAGAGGCGCCCUCUCCGGACUCCGCGGCCGGGACGUCCCAGGCGCUGGGGAAGGGCGCGCGCAUCGGCUCCUUCGGCGGUUUGGAUACUUCGGUUCCCACUUUGCCCAUGAGCUCUCCGUUUUCAGUGGGAGAGAUCAUGAACAUGUCAGAGGACGUGAUGAUCAAGGCCGAGAGCCCGGACAGUAAGGAGAGGACUUCAUGGAUUCAGAGUCCACGAUUCUCCCCGUCGUCUCCAAGACGCUUGAGUCCUCCUGCCUGUCCUCUGAGGAAACACAAGACGAACCGAAAACCUCGGACCCCCUUCACCACGUCCCAGCUGCUCGCUCUAGAGAGGAAGUUCCGGCAGAAGCAGUACCUUUCCAUCGCGGAGCGCGCAGAGUUCUCCAGCUCCCUCAACCUAACGGAGACCCAGGUCAAGAUCUGGUUCCAGAACCGCAGGGCCAAAGCCAAGCGCCUGCAGGAGGCAGAGCUGGAAAAACUGAAGAUGGCAGCGAAGCCCAUGCUGCCCCCGGCCUUCGGGAUUUCCUUUCCUCUGGGUGCGCACGUCCCCGCGUCCUACGCGGGCUCGCACCCGUUCCAGAGGCACUCGCUGCCAGUGUCUCCGGUGGGACUCUACGCCGCUCACGUGGGAUACAGUAUGUACCACCUCGCCUGACAGGGAUGCAGGGCGGCUUUGGGGGUAAAUGAGGGGGGCCCUCUGAAGGACUCUGAACUCUCUUCUCUUGACCCGGACAGUAAGUUCACACACUGUGAGAAUGAUCCAGCCUCACCGGUCACCAAAGGUCUGACAAAACGAAUCCAGAUGACUUUUGGAAACAUUUCUAGAGUUAUUAAAUCAUAACGGGACAGAACCGGGAGCUCCACUCAGAGACUGCCGCGCUCCUUCCACCCGCAAACUCCGGCCGGGCUGAGAGGGCGCGCGGGCGCAUGCAGCUGCGGCCUGAUCCGUGUGAGUAAAGGUGAAUUUGGAGAACCACAGCAUUUGUUUUACUAACAGCUCCGCCUGUUGUCUCAUCGAUUCCCUUCGGAAGGGAAAGCUGUACUGUACAAUAUUGUAUAUUUGAAGAAUAUUCCCAUUUAUAUUAUGAAUAUAUUUGUGACAUAACUUAACAAUAAAUUGAUUAUUCUUUUUUUCAUGAAAAAA
This is a messenger RNA of Oryzias melastigma (Indian medaka), 1493 nucleotides long. It is a transcript of the gene msx1a, whose product is annotated as muscle segment homeobox 1a. Gene Ontology annotation, molecular function: DNA-binding transcription factor activity, RNA polymerase II-specific; RNA polymerase II transcription regulatory region sequence-specific DNA binding. NCBI's taxonomy places the organism in Eukaryota, Metazoa, Chordata, Actinopteri, Beloniformes, Adrianichthyidae. The transcript has 2 exons. Gene Ontology annotation, biological process: embryonic morphogenesis; regulation of transcription by RNA polymerase II. The coding region runs from base 168 to 1004 and encodes 278 amino acids. Gene Ontology annotation, cellular component: nucleus. The record is from RefSeq and is a predicted model, not a curated record.